AUGCCUGUACCAAAGAUGUCUAAGUACAAGAGCAAUGAGCCAAAUACCAAAAAAAUUAAGGAGGAGCAAAUCGACACAUUGAUAGAAGAACUAAUGGACAGCUCCAAGAAGCUAACUCAUGCACAAAAGCAGACCAAACGCGAUUUGGAGGCUUAUUUGGUGAAGAAAUUGCAGCAGUACGACAAUGAAGAGGAAGAGGAAAGUGAAAAUAGCGCAUCUUCUGAAUCUGGUACUGAGGACUCUGAGUCGGGCAGCGACUCAGAAACUAAUUCAAGCAGUGAGUGUAGCUGCUGCUGGUCCGGCAGUGAUGAUGACUCUGAUACAGAUAGCAACAAGGAUUCGGAGUCCGACAGCGAAGAUGCAAGUGAUGGUGAUGUUGAAUCUGGAAGCGAUGAUUCUGAUGAAUUCUCGGAGGAAUAUACAAUAAAUGGCUACAGUGAUGAUAACGGAGAUUUUUGA
This is a messenger RNA of Rhagoletis zephyria (snowberry fruit fly), 459 nucleotides long. RefSeq names its product bifunctional lysine-specific demethylase and histidyl-hydroxylase NO66-like. The record is from RefSeq and is a predicted model, not a curated record. NCBI's taxonomy places the organism in Eukaryota, Metazoa, Arthropoda, Insecta, Diptera, Tephritidae.